Messenger RNA from Maudiozyma barnettii, 1602 nucleotides. RefSeq names its product dolichyl-P-Glc:Glc(2)Man(9)GlcNAc(2)-PP-dolichol alpha-1,2- glucosyltransferase (gene DIE2). The record is from RefSeq and is a predicted model, not a curated record. Gene Ontology annotation, biological process: protein N-linked glycosylation; dolichol-linked oligosaccharide biosynthetic process. Bases 1 to 1602 code for a protein of 533 amino acids. Lineage: Eukaryota; Fungi; Ascomycota; Saccharomycetes; Saccharomycetales; Saccharomycetaceae. The transcript has a single exon. Gene Ontology annotation, molecular function: dolichyl pyrophosphate Glc2Man9GlcNAc2 alpha-1,2-glucosyltransferase activity. Gene Ontology annotation, cellular component: endoplasmic reticulum.
AUGGUAGAUCACGCAGCUAAACCAGGUGAUCAACCAAACAAUACAGAUAAUGGCAUUAACGAGGACGAGAAUGAGGAGCUAAUAACACAAUUAAUUGCACCAGGUGUACAAAGAAACUUAGAACAGGAGGUAAUAUUGGGAUUUUCUGUGAAUAUUAUUGCAUAUCCAUUAAUCCUCCUCUAUUUUAUAAUUACAUUUGCAUAUGUCACUAGGAAGGUCGUACCAUAUCAGUUUAUUGAUGAAAGAUUUCAUAUCGAACAAACUAUCACAUAUAUAAAAGGUAAUUGGUUCCAAUGGGAUCCUAAAAUUACAACACCACCAGGUCUAUACAUUUUAGGUUGGAUCAAUUAUCAUAUCGUAAGACCAAUCUGCAAAUCAAUGUCGACAUUAACUAUAUUAAGAUUAGUGAAUUUAAUAGGUGGAACAAUUAUUUUACCAUUUGUAGUAUUAAGACCAUUAUUCCUCUUUAAUGCAAUUGGAUUUUGGCCUGUUUCAAUGAUGUGCUUUCCUUUAAUGGCAACAUAUUACUACCUAUACUAUACUGACGUGUGGUCUACUAUCUUCAUCAUGGAAUCCCUAACAUUAGCUUUGACAAUGCCAUGGGGACUAUCUCGUAGCAUAUGGCUGAGUGGUGUAAUGGCGGGAUUGAGUUGUGUUUUCAGACAGACAAAUAUCAUAUGGAAUGGGUUUAUUCUGAUUGUCGUAAUCGAAAGAAGAGCUAUCAUAUCUAAGCAAUUUACUACACAUUCUCUUAAUAAUUAUUUAAAAGUAUUUAUUACUGCGAUUGAGGACUUCAAUGAAUUAGUACUACCUUUCUUUAUUAAUUUUGUUGGUUUUGUUGUAUAUCUAAUAUGGAAUAGGUCUAUCACUUUAGGGGAUAAAUCAAACCAUUCAGCUGGUUUACAUUUAGUACAAGUGUUUUAUUGCUUUAUGUUUAUUCUGUUUUUCAGUGUACCAAUAUGGUUCUCUAGAAAUUUUGUCAAAUCUUACAAGAUAAGAUGCCAAACAAGACCAGUGAGAACAAUUUUCGAAUUAUUACUAAUAAUGCUUAUUAUUCGUUACUUCACAAAGAUUCAUCCAUUUUUAUUAGCAGAUAAUAGACAUUACACAUUCUACUUAUUCAAGAGAUUGAUUAACAGCAAAUAUAGAUUGAUUAAAUACAUCUUUUUCUCCGUGGUUUAUCAUUUCUCUACAUUCAGUUAUAUGGAAUUAAUGAGACCGAAUGAGAUGUCAUUCCAUCCAAUCAUGCCUUUACCAAUAAAGGAUUCCAUCUUAUUACCAAUACAAUUAACCCAUAUUUCAUGGACUGUAUUAAUAUUAUGUACCAUAGUGACUAUUGUACCAUCCCCACUAUUCGAACCAAGAUACUAUAUUCUACCGUACAUAUUUUGGAGAAUAUUUAUUACAUGUAACGCAGAACCAAUAUUUAAGAAAUUAGUACCAGCAGGACCAGAUGAAAUUCCAGUGACUAUAAGUUCUACAGGUAGACUUUUGUGGGAAUUAUUAUGGUUUAUGUUGAUCAACGUCGCCACUUUACUUGUAUUUAUUCUUCAUCCUUUCAUUUGGACCGAUGAAUCUUUCUUGCAGAGAAUUAUUUGGUAA